AUGAGUGAGUUCCAUAGGAGAAGGGCCACCAAAGAAGAGAUGGAGCAGGGUCAAAAGGAGAUAAGACUAGCUGAUGAAAGAAUGAAAACAGAGGCUGAGAGUAGGGGUGAGAUGCCUAUACAAAACGGACCUGAAGAAAAACCUGAGGAUGUUGUAGAAGGGGAAACGUCUCCACCGAAAGAGGGUAAGAGAGAUGAACCUCAAAGAGGUACCCCUGCAAGGAAUUCCAAUCAGGGUUCAGGUGCCAAAGCGUUGUUGCCGCCUACACAACCUCCUCCUGAUCCUCCUGCCCUUUCUCUACGUCAAGAGGUGGUGAACUCCCUUGAGAAGAAUACGCCCGCCGACAAGGGUGAAGGCAACUUCAAUGGUGGACCUUUGAUGAGGGAGAUUGCAACUCCCCCUGAACAACAAGCAGGAGAUGAUGCAAACCAAGUGCAAGGGCAAUCCAUGGCACCCCCGUUGUUCACCGAGGAGCAGCUGAGAAACUUUGCUGCACUGCAGGGACAAGCCGCAUGGAUGUAUGGGCCCCAACAGUCGUUUUUCAAUCCAAUUGGUUUUUCACGUCCUUCAUUUUUGGAUGGAGAUGCAGCCAGAGCUUCAGUGAGUCAACAUGAAAGAGACAUGGAGUUUCUGAGAAUGCAAGCAGUGAGAGACCGAGAGGAGAAAGACGAAUGUAGAAGGCAGAUUCAACUGUUGGUAGAAGAGAACCGUCAGUUGAGAGCCAGGUUUGAAAGUGCUAGCAAGAUGCAGACUGAGGAUGAACCUAGGUUUGCGACUCCUGAGGAACAGCCGGAUCAGACCAGCCCAGGUUUCGACAUGGAUGUGGAUUGGUUGAAGCGGCGAAAGGAGGCUGACAGACCCCCAUCAAAGGAGGCUGACAGACCCCCAUCAAAGGAGGCUGACAGACCUCCAUCAAAGGAGGCCGACAGACCCCCAUCAAAGGAGGCUGCCAGACCCCCAUUCCUACCUGAGGCUGCAGAGUUCAAAACCCCCAAGGAGGCUGCCAGACCCCCAAAGGUGGAAGCAUCACAGCGUCCCCAAGAAGAAGGAAGCCGAGGUGCACCUGGUGGAGGGAAUGCGCAGUUCACUGAGAAAUCUUUGGAGUUCAUGGUGAUUAUGAUGGAAACUAUGAAGGACCUACACAAGAAGGUCAACGAGACAAAGGAUGAGACUGGCAUGGUUCGAGGAGUUGAGAUUGUGAGGUCCGGCACUCCUGACCUGCCGGUGUUGACCCCCUGGUCACCAAGCCAGGGUCCCCUCCAGUUGGGAGAUUGGCUUCUGACUGUGGAGCCGAUCAUAGCUGAUUUGUCAGCAACUUCAGAAGUGUGGUGGUCGCUGAUGGUGAAGUCUGCAGAGCAGUGGUACCAGAAGCACAUGAUGAUGCCCCCACUAGAUCGAGUUCAACAUGAAGUUCAACCGCCCCCAGAGGUCACCUUGGAAAAAUGGUCCAGGUUGGAAAGAAGAACGGCAUCGAUGCUGCUUCAAUCUGUGCCGGAGGUGGUCAAGGAGGAGUUGGUUUCAGCUCGACGGCUGAGCGUUUUUGGGGUUUUGACGCAACUGCUGUUGACGUAUUGCCCAGGUGGUGUCUUGGAGAAGCAGACAUUGCUGAGAAGUUUGGAGGAGCCAACAGAGGUCACCACGGUGGGCGAAGCUCCUGCUGCAAUACGUCGGUGGCUACGUUGGAAGCUGCGGUCCCAGGAGAUCGGUGCAGUGACCCCAGACCCGGCACUGUUGUUGAAAGGUCUGAACAAGUUAACACGCCGAGUCCUGGAGUCCAACAAAGAACUACAAUUCAGGGUCAGCCUGGCCCGAAAUUCCCUUGGUGUGGAUACGAGGCCGACCGACACCACAGUCAGCCAGUUUGCCACGCACCUUUUGGCUGAGAUCGAACAAGUUGCUCUUUCCGAAAAGAGGGCCACUGCUGCGAUGCCAAAGGGCGAGGUGAAGAUCAAAUACUUGGACGCAGACAAGAACAAGCCAAAGACUAAAGAGAGGUCUACAGAGGAGGACAAGCCGAAGCCAAAAUGCAGGUUUUUUCUCACGGAUGCUGGUUGCAAAAGGGGAAAGGAGUGCACGUUUAGCCAUGAUGUCAAAGAUGAUCGUCGCAGGUGUUACAACUGCGGCAGUGUGGACCACCUUUCCCCAAGCUGCACCAGGUCAAAAGGCGCUUCUACCGAAACAAGCCCCAACAAGCCGAGGGUUGCCAAGGCCGAGGGGGAGGAGCGCAAUGUGACUUCACCAAUGAAGGAGUCAGAGACUGGAAGCCAAUCUAGUCAAGGGGAGGCAGUGAAGGACUUGCUGGAGGAGGCCAACCGGAUGUUGAAGUCUCUGUCGAGCUCUUCCAACACUAUUGCUUCUACAACCUCUUCGACGUCUGAAGAAGAGCGAAAAGAUGUGAUGGAGCGCCUUCAUCAGCAGCUGAAGUCGAUGAAGACGUUCAAGAUGAAGAGACUCAAUGUUGGGAACGACGUUGGACUUGUGGAUUCAGGUGCAACACAUCCACUUCGUCCUAGACAUGAAGGCGAGAAUGUGGAUUUGUACCCGGUGGUGGAGGUGGCAUUGGCAGAUGGAAGGACGGUGAGGUUGAAGAUGUCCCCUGGAGGUGCUAUGAUAUCACCUUCACCUGCCAUCGAGCCUAUCAUCCCCAUGGGCUUGUUGUCGCAGAAGCUGAACUGUGACAUUUCCUGGAAGCAAGGAUCUAUGCAGAUCCACCAUCCUCUGAGAGGAGAAAUCAAGGUGAUGAUGAAGGGAAGUUGCCCCCAUGUUGCCAGAUCUGAGGCUUUGACGUUGAUUGCGGAGCUGGAGGACAUCAAGAUGGGCAUUCACAAUGAGAUUGGAAGUUUUGAUGCGGAAGUGGCAUGGCUGAGAAAGCUGGUGUCGCAACAUCCAGUGCUGUCUUCACUCCCAGAGCACAUCAAGGAGCGGCUGGUGGUGGAGCCUGGAACUUGGUCUGAUCUUCCAGGCAACAGACACUCAAGAAAGCGCUGGAAGAGGAGUGGCUUAGCAGUUCAUUUGUAUGCUGGGCCAGAAACAGGGUUCACUUUGCGGCAUGCCAUCAAACAGCUGGGUGGUUCUGUCGAUGCCUUGUUGGAAGUUGAUGUUCAACGAGGAGAACAACAUGACAUGCUGUCGGACCACGCAGUUUAUCGUGGUCUGUUGAGGGUGGCUUUGGAGGGAAAGAUCAAUGCGAUCGUUGGUGGGCCAAACUGCAGGACGAGAAGCUUGCUGAGGCACAUCCCCAUUCCAGGGCAGCCUAGUGCCCCGAGGCCGAUUCGCCGCUGGGGAGGUGAGGAGUUUGGUAUUCAUGAUGCAACAGAAGAGGAGAAACAGAAGCUUCAUGAAGACGAUGUUUUGAUGUGGCGUUUUUGGUUUUUGUACAUGGUUGCAGUGUACAUGAGAAGGGCCAGAAAGGUUGAGACCGAAGUGACCGUCUCUGUGGAGCAGCCAGCAACCCCCAAGGAGUUCAUGCCGGAGGUGGUGAGUUGGUGGGAUACAAAAGAAUGGGCAGAGCUGGCACGAGAGUUCAGCUUUGAGGAAUCAACUUUCAAGCAGGGUGAGCUUGGUGGUCUUACCCCGAAGCCAACGACGUUUGGUGGGAACUUGGAGCUCUACGCAGCUGGUCAUCAAAGGAGAUGCAGAGCAGGAGAAAGGGUAUCUUGCUCGUCCCAGCUUUCGAGAUGGGCCCCAGGAGUGAUGUCAAUGGUCGCCUCAGCUUUGAUCAGACAGGUUGAGGGCCCCACUUUUAAAGGGAAAGCUAUGUCCUGGAGCGAGCAUUUGGCUUUCAGGCAUGUUCCAUACAGGAGAGAUUGUCGAGUAUGCCAGGAGAGCUCACAACAAUGCCCGCCUCAUCGACUGGUCAAGGACCCAAUUGCUGGAGUGCUUUCAAUCGACACAGCUGGUCCACUGAAGCCUGCUUAUGAUUUGGGUGGGCACAUGGCAAGGUAUUUUUUGGUUGGAGUUUUGACCUGGAGGGUGCCAAAGGGGAGUGACAAGAUGCAGAACCCCCCUGAAGAAGCAGCUUCUGAAGGAGCUCCGGAGAUUGAAGAAGGAGCUGAGGAUCCAGUUCCACCGGGUGAGGACGGAUUGGAAGCUGAGGAGUUGCUUCCAGCCCAGCUCCCUGGUGAAGCGCCGGCUGAAGGAGAGCCUGGCGACGCCCCUGGUGAGGACGGGUUGGAAGGUCAUGCAGAUCUUCCAGUCCAGCUCCCAGGCGAGGCGUUUGGACCCCCAACUUUGGAUGAGGUCACAGAGUUGAGAAGGUUCAGAAUGGCCUUGCCAAUGGGUUCCAAAAAGGCGAGAGAUGUGGUGAACACGGUGAUGGAGUUCGUGUUGCGGCUGCGGACGGAAGGGUUCCAUGUGGGCCGCAUCCAUUCAGACCAAGGUCAUGAGUUUGCUGGCGAGUUCAAGACAUGGGCCCGACAGCGUGGGAUCUACCUCACCAAAACACCAGGUGAUGAUCCAGCCGCAAACGGCAGAGCUGAAAUGGCGGUGAAGGACUUCAAGAACCAGAUCCGCAGAACGUUGAGGCAGGCCAGUGAAGAUGCGAAAUGGUGGCCAUGGGCUUUGAGGUACGUCAAUGAGGUGUACCGAUGUGUCCGGAUGGAGACAAGACCAAGUUGGCCAAGGUUUUUGGAAGAAGUAAGAGUCCGAAAGCGGACAUGGAGGCGGGAUGACCUGGACCCCAGAGUGGAGAAGGUUCAGUAUCUAUGCCCUUCAGUGGAAAACCAUGGUCAUUGGGUGAUCAAAGAAGGCGAAGCCCCACGCCUUACGCGCUACAUUUUGGCGCCCACCACUGAGCCGGAGGAUGAGACGGUUUGGAUUGCGGUGGAAAGAGAAGGGCGAGAUGCACAAGAACAGCGACGCCGAAUCAGAGGCAGAUCAGCAGUGAGGAGAAUGGAUGCCUCAGUUGCAGAUCCUGAGGAGGUGCUGGAAGAAAAGGAAAAGGCUGAAGUUCAAAGAUUGAUGAAGGUGGUGGAGGAUGAGAUGCAGUCCAUCAUCAACGACGACCCAGAUCUGGCCGCCGAGGAAGUCAGAAUUUUGGGAAGGCGGAGAAAAAUGGCUGAAGUGAAGGAGGAUGGAGAUGAGAUCCUUCAAACAAAGGUCAUCUCACCAAAGGAGGUGGUCAGAAACUGGUCGGAGUGGAUCCCAUCAGUGAGAAGCGAGGUGGAGUCCCUGACCAUUGAGAAGGCAGCCUUGAAGGAGCUGUCAAAGGAUGAAGUUAAAGCGUUGAAGAAGAAGGCAGAAAAGGAGGGUAAGAAGUUGGAGAUCAUACCUUCCAAACUGGUGUUCACUGUGAAACCUUCCCCAGACCACAAAGAAGGGAAAAAGAAAACCCGGUGGGUUGUUUGCGGAAACUAUGAGGAGAAGAAAGAGGGGGAGGAAAACUACUCAGGUGGUGCAGAUGCCACAUCUUUGAGGUUGUUGGCAUGGAUUGCAUCCCGCAUGAAGUGGGCCGGAUGCAUCCUGGAUGUCAGAACUGCUUUCCUCAACGCGCAGAUGGAACAGGAGCCGGAUGAGGACCUUCUUUUGGUCCAGCCACCCCACAUCUUGAAGGAGAUGAAGUUUCUGGACCCGGACACACUGUACCUGCCAUUGAAGGCAGUGUACGGCUUCAGGCGCUCACCAAAGCUUUGGGGUCUUCAUCGAGACAAAACGAUCAAGACCUUUGACAUCAAGGUGGUCAUUGAUGGCCGCUGCGAAAGCCUGGAGCUGAAGCCGAUGGAGUCAGAGCAGAACCUAUGGAAGGUGGUUGUGGUCAGAGGAGGCUUCCAAGAGGCAGAAGAAGAAUGGAUCUCAAACGGCCGAGUCAUUGGCCUUGUGAUGACGUAUGUCGACGACAUUUUUAUCGUCGCCGAGAAGCAGGUGGCGAAGUCAGUUGCUCAGAAGUUUCAAGAGACCUGGGCGACCACACAACCGGAGUGGGUUGGCGAGACACCAGUGAGGUUUUUGGGCCUGGAGGUGACUUGCCACCAAAUCGAGGGGGAGGAGAAGGUCCAAUGGUGCCUUUCACAAGAGGCAUACAUCAAAGACUUGCUUGGGCGCUAUGAGGAGGAGGGAAAACCACGAAAGCUCCCUAUCACUCGUGACCAAGCUUCGAUGCCUCCAGAUGUGAUUCCCCCUUCGCCAGAAGGAGGUGACUUCCACAACUUUAUGGUCAUCUACACGGUGCUGAUCAUUCUGACCACGCUGAUGGUCCAAAUCCUGUGGAAGGUAGGAGUAGGCGCAUUGGGCGAAAACUGGAAAAGAAGGUUUUUUACCCGUGGCCGAAGUCUCCCCAUGGGUGAGGAAACGUCAGUGGCAGAGGGUCGAGCAUGUGCUGAGGUGUGCGGACCUGUGGAAAGACCACGGCAUCUGCCCUCGGCUGCUGGGUCGUCAAACCAGCCAAGCCCCGCUGAGGACGGGUUGGGGAUGGAGGAGGGAUCCCCAGUCCAGCUCGCGGUGGCUGAGCAGCGACGCGCCGGUGAGGGCGGGUUGGGGCAGAGGGCCUCAGUCCAGCUCCCAGCUUCGGCUGGUGAGGGCGGGUUGGAGGGUCAUGCUGAUCCUCCAGUCCAGCUCCCGGCUGCGCCUGCAAAAGCUCCUCCGCCAAAGGAGGGACCAAAGGCCCCGUCAAAAGCGGGCCAAACACCAAAGGCCCCACCAAAAGCGGGCCCAAAACCAAAGGCCGCACCACAAAGUGGCCCAUCGGCUUCCAGCUCCUCAAGUGGAAGCACAUCAAGCAGUAUGACAGGCCGAAUUGAGACGGCGAUUCAAGACAUUGCGUAUGAAGAGGCAGCCCUGUGGGACCAUUUUGGGAGGCAGGGCGACUUUCCAGGAGUGCCAGAAGAUCAUAGCAGAGCAGAACUUGGAUUUCAGGUGUUGAGGACGCCAUGUGGAACAGUGUAUCACGAUACACGUGGAUGCACCCAGCUUCAAGGACCACGAACUGGCUAUGCGAGACCGUUCACAUGGUGUGCCUUGUGCCGAGAGGUUGCGAUGCGCACCCGUGGAAGACCAAUCCCUGGAAGUCCGCUGCUUUUACGAAUAGGCGAUCAGACCGUCCAUACUGAUCGAAGAUGCCCGAGAGCACGAGAUGCCACGGAGCUGAGAGGAUGCAUGUACUGUACAGAGUACAAUGGUCGACGUAGCUGCCCUUUUGAAGCUCAAACACCCGAGCUGCUGCCGGUGAAAACAGAGAAGGCGGCCGCUUGCUACGAGGACGAGGUGCGGAGGCACCCCUUGUGCAACUUGAUUGAGUACCGCAUCAGGAUGAAGCGUGUGUCGCAUUUCAGAUACAUGGAGCGCUUGUCUGACGAGAUCAGGGCACGUGCCCAGGAGAGCUUUGCAGCUCAAGAAGAGACACACGUGGUCGGCACCAUUCGUGUGCGAGUUCCCCAAGGGUGUGGCCCUGCGAAGGGAUUCGGAGUGGCCUAUGAGGAGAGAGAACGAGAAACCUUGGAAUUUGUGCACCGCGUGGCCGCAGAUGCGGAGUGUGGUUACCGCUUCUUUGUGGAUGCCAAACACGAACGCUUCCGCGAAGUGGAUGGCAAACAGGACAGCUUCCUGAAGGUUGCCGGGGAGCAAGAAGACUGGUCAGUAGCAAUGGAAAGUCGGGAGUCCAUUGUGCCGCCCAUGCCGCGCAAUUCCUACGUGCCAGAGCAGGUUCCGGUGGAUGCAGAUCCAGACCCCGAUCAGCUGAAGAUCAGUUUCCCCUUGCGGCUGGAUGAGGCCGAUGCAGACCGUUUAGCGGAGCCGCAGAGCCUGCAGCUGCUGCUCUUCGCGCCCUGGAAGGUAGCGAUGGAGGCAUCACGUUGGCCCCACAGGGUGGAAUAUUCACCGUACCUUCCAGAUGUCAAUGGAGGGCGUUUGCCUGUGCCGGGGGACAUUAGCGAGGAUCGGAUUGAUUGGUACCUGCCAGAGACGGUCGAGUACUUGUGGGAGGCUGAGAGCCAAGCACCUUCCGGGGGAAGAGGCCCCGAGCAGUGUGCUUUUGUGCUGGCGAAAGGCUUCGACGAGAAUCUCUGGGAGACGGAAAUGACACGACAAGCGUUGCACCGAGAACAGACUAAGGCCUUAGGGCUCUUCGCCCGCAUCCGGGUGGUGCGCGAAGGCGGCCCCGAAGGAAUGCAGCUCUUGUCGAGCCCCUCGCGGCCCCUGCGGCUCUACAUGCCAGCAAUCAAUGACCUCAAUGUGUCUGUUUGGAGCAGCAACGGGCGCUUUUGCGCCUUGCUGUGGUGGCCGAGUAUUGUCGCACUUUGCGCUGAGAAGGACAAGAACUUGGAUAUGUCAGGGCAGCUUCACCAGGUCAAACACCGAAUUGAUGAAGUUGAGAAGGCAUGCGCUGGAAAGAAGAUAGGCACCGGCAAAGAUGAACUGGAUGUCAUGAAGAAAUGCUCCGAGGAGCUGAGGGCAGCGAUGGAUGAGGUGGCAGCGAAGAGCAGCCCAGACUUGCAUCUCAUCGACCGCAUCGGUGGGUUGAGCGACAUCAUCUACUGCAACCUCGAAUCGAGAAUCACCUUGGAGCUAGUGCAACUGGCAGAUGCUGCAGAUGUUCACAAGGCCAUCAUGGACAUCGCCGAGGACCUGGACUCGGUCCGUGCCACCAAGGUCUCGCCGAAGGUGCAGCAGAAAUGGACCGAGGCGGAGCAGCAGAAAUACGCCCAAAUCUUGAAGGAAUUGGCGGAGUUGAUCAAAGGCCUUACGGACAUCUCCAAGUUGCCAGAGGCGCUUGAUGAAGUGAAUCAGAAGUUGGAGGCACUGCUACAAGGCGUGAAGAAGGAGCUGGCAGAAAGAACGCUGGCCCAAUGCUCUGGCUUCUCCACAGCGAAGUUUGGGAAAGGCUUUCCAGGCCUUCUGCAGAAGGAAGGACCAGAUUUACUCGAACGAGUACGUGCUCCUGUGGCGAAGUUUGACGCCUCAGCGCAGCAAGUGGCAGCCGUCGCAGAGGGCAGCUGGGAAGCCUUGGCCCCGGUUCUGGCGAAGCAAAGCGUGCAGGUAGCGACUCACAUGGUGAAAGUCACCCUUCAGCAAGCAGCGGUGGAACUGGCGCAAGACAACUUCGAUGGGGCCACUACGGCAUUCGCGCAGAUGCAAAUAUGGUGGCCUCAUUCUGAAGGAAGCGAAGAGAAAGAAGCUUUGAACGAAAGCCUUGGAAAAGUCUUGGACCUCGCCGACGAGCGCAGCUUCGCCUGCGAGGCCGAAAGCAUCAGCGACUUCGCGGCGAAACUGGACGCCCUGUGCAGCGCCCUGGCACCCUCGCGCGCCGCAUUGGCGCCGCGCUUGGCAGAGCGAAGGGCGCUGGGGCCACUAAAGCAGUUGCAGGAGGAGAUGGAGAAGGAGGAUGCCAGCCUCGCAAACCUGCUGAGCUCACUGAAAGACAUGGCCGCAGCGGCUGAGACGCUUGCUACCGUAGAAGGCCUGGAGGCCGCCAUGUCGGCUUUGGACAACUUUCUGCAGCAGAAGAGUCAGAGCGUCGAGGCAGACCUGGCGAAGGUCCUUGAGAUUGCUGGGUGCUAUGAUGAGACACGUCCAAAGCUCUCGUUGCCAGACACCUCUCCGUUGCUCCCUCGGAUUCAGGUGUUGCUGACCAGCUCCAGCCUUCAACGCGCGCGGGAGGAGCUGUGCAAAGACCAUGGCCUCAAUCCGGCGUUGGUUUUGCAGUUGGUGAAGCGUGCAGGGGAGGCAGAGCCUGCAGAGCUGGAUGAUGAGAUGACGGCCUUGUUGCAAGAGGUUGCGGACAAGACCUGCGAACGAAUGUGUGAAUCCUUCCGUUCUGCGGUGGCUGAAGGGCAAGAGGCCAAAGUGCAAGGGCUGCUGAAGUUUGCGGACUCCUUCGAUGCAGCCUGCGCGGCCGCAAAGGGAACCUCCCAUAUCCAGGAAAAACUGAAGCUGGCAUUGGUGUGCAGCCGCUGUUGCUGCUUGUGCUCUGGCGGUUCAGUGCAAGCCGCCACCACCUUUGCUCAUACAGCUGACCUUCGUGUGGCUACUUCCUUUGGCUUUGACCUGCAGUUUGACAUCGUCCUGCAGAUUGUCAUCCCACUGAAGCUGCCCGUGCUACUGCUGAACUGGAUUCGCCCUGGCAGAUAG
Messenger RNA from Cladocopium goreaui, 10059 nucleotides. Lineage: Eukaryota; Dinophyceae; Suessiales; Symbiodiniaceae. The record is from the annotation of a GenBank genome assembly.